Molecule: messenger RNA, 1610 nt
Organism: Ceratitis capitata (Mediterranean fruit fly)
Lineage: Eukaryota; Metazoa; Arthropoda; Insecta; Diptera; Tephritidae
Gene: Ilk
Product: integrin-linked protein kinase homolog pat-4
Exons: 6
Coding region: 202-1548 (448 amino acids)
Biological process (GO): substrate adhesion-dependent cell spreading; protein phosphorylation; cell-matrix adhesion
Cellular component (GO): focal adhesion; stress fiber
Molecular function (GO): protein kinase activity; protein binding; ATP binding
Source: RefSeq, a predicted model, not a curated record
CACACAAACAAAAAAAAUUUGACAGUUCAUUUGUUAAGAAAUUCCUCGAUUUCCUUAUUAGAUCAGUCUGUUGAAUUUUAUUUAGAAAAUUGUUAAAAUACACUUAUUUUAGUGAAAAAGCAACUACAGCAUAGUAUUUUCUGUGAAUAAAGAGGUGAAACCCCUUAAAAAGAGUUGUUUUCGUGAAAACCGAGUACAAAUAUGGAAGAUAUAUUUCAUUGGUGCCGUGAGGGCAACUCGAUCCAAGUGCGCCUUUGGCUGGAAGAUACAGGCAAUGACAUGAAUUUGGGAGACGAUCACGGCUUCAGCCCGCUGCAUUGGUGUGCCAAGGAAGGUCAUACUAAGCUGGUAGAGACGCUGAUACAACGAGGCGCACGUGUAAAUGCCACCAAUAUGGGUGAUGAUAUUCCCCUACAUCUUGCCGCCGCACAUGGACAUCGUGAUAUUGUGCAACUACUCAUACGCGAGCGCUCUGACGUGAAUGCCGUCAAUGAACAUGGUAAUACUCCGCUGCACUAUGCUUGCUUUUGGGGUUACGACAUGAUUUGCGAAGAUCUCGUAAAUGCAGGUGCUUUAGUUUCAAUUGCCAACAAGGAUAAUGAUACGCCAUUGGAUAAAGCCAAGCCAGGACUGGCAAAGCGUCUGCACGAUUUAGCCGAGCGUAGUGGUCACGAUAUUAAGAAAAUAAGCUUUAAGGAGCAAAGCUGGUUGGGCACUAAGACUCGUUCACGUGACGCUACUUUGUCGCGUUUUAAGGGUAUCAAUUUGGGUGAGCUAGACUUACAUACAAAAAUUGCUGUUACUCCAUCAGGCGAGACAUGGCGUGGUCGCUGGCAAAAGAACGAUGUUAUUGCAAAGAUACUAGCGGUACGUCAUUGUACAGCACGCAUAUCGCGUGAUUUUAAUGAGGAAUUUCCGAAAUUGCGUAUUUUUUCACAUCCCAAUAUCCUGCCAAUUAUCGGCGCUUGCAAUCAGCCACCAAAUCUGAUAACCAUUAGUCAAUUUAUGACCCGGGGUUCUCUCUUUAAUUUACUACAUCGUGCCACUGGCAUUGUAGUGGAUACGGCGCAAGCCGUUCGCUGCGCUGUGGAUAUCGCACGAGGCAUGGCGUAUCUGCAUUCUCUGGAACGCAUAAUACCCACCUAUCAUCUAAAUAGUCAUCAUGUUAUGAUCGACGACGAUUUGACAGCACGUAUUAAUAUGGGCGACGCAAAAUUCUCGUUUCAAGAGAAAGGGCGCAUUUACCAACCAGCUUGGAUGUCACCAGAAGCGCUGCAACGAAAACCGGCCGAAAGAAAUUGGGAGGCGUGCGACAUGUGGAGUUUUGCCAUAAUCUUAUGGGAACUAACAACUCGAGAAGUGCCUUUUGCCGAAUGGUCGCCAAUGGAAUGUGGCAUGAAGAUUGCAUUGGAAGGUCUGCGUGUUAAAAUACCGCCAGGCACUUCACCACACAUGUCUAAGCUGAUAACUAUCUGCAUGAAUGAGGAUGCAGGCAAGCGACCGAAAUUCGAUAUGGUUAUACCGAUUUUAGAUAAGAUGAAACGUUAACGAGUGCAAGCAAAAGAAAAAUGAGCUGUUACAACGUAAAUGAGAACGUUAAUUACGUCAAA